This is a messenger RNA of Trichoderma asperellum CBS 433.97, 510 nucleotides long. RefSeq lists its product as uncharacterized. The record is from RefSeq and is a predicted model, not a curated record. NCBI's taxonomy places the organism in Eukaryota, Fungi, Ascomycota, Sordariomycetes, Hypocreales, Hypocreaceae.
GGACGAGAGAGCAAAGGGGAUACAGUUCGGCCACAUUUAGUUACGUGGUUAUCGAAGAGGCUGUAUCAAGUCCCGAGAACCGAAGCUUACACCUUAUCCGCUCUAUAAAGAGCAACAGAGCACGGAGUAAUGGGGAUUGGGGGCAAACGAUGCUUGCAGGGACAAGUAUGUACAAGCACGGGGCAUUCUUGCAUUACUCGUAUUACAGACGGCGGCUCACUCGGCUCCAACCCGAAUGUUUGCUCCACAGCGUGAAGCAACUCGAGAGAUUCGUCACCUUUCGGCGCCCUCCUCAGCGGAUACAGCCACGCCAUUGGCGCCCACGCGCAGUGCGGCAUCUGCUUGUCCUGCUUGCAAGGACCAACCACCUCAUGCACGAGCAGACACAAGCUCUAGGGCUUGGCAUUCGACUGUUUAGACGGCAACGUGCAGGGUCGUCCUCUUCGCCUGCGUCAUUCCGUGAGCAACAGCCCUGCCAGCUCUCCUUGUCCAUCUCUUGAUGCUACUACG